Molecule: messenger RNA, 1485 nt
Organism: Odobenus rosmarus divergens (Pacific walrus)
Lineage: Eukaryota; Metazoa; Chordata; Mammalia; Carnivora; Odobenidae
Gene: SLC2A3
Product: solute carrier family 2 (facilitated glucose transporter), member 3
Exons: 9
Coding region: 1-1374 (457 amino acids)
Biological process (GO): D-glucose transmembrane transport
Cellular component (GO): membrane
Source: RefSeq, a predicted model, not a curated record
AUGGGGACACAGAAGGUCACAGCGCCUCUGAUCUUUGCCAUCUCCAUUGCUACAAUAGGCUCUUUCCAGUUUGGCUACAACACCGGAGUCAUCAAUGCUCCUGAGAUGAUCAUAAAGGACUUUCUCAAUUACACCCUGGAGGAGACGUUGAACGACCGUCCCACUGAGGUGUUACUCACUUCCCUCUGGUCCUUGUCUGUGGCCAUCUUCUCCGUUGGUGGUAUGAUUGGCUCCUUCUCCGUUGGACUCUUUGUCAACCGCUUUGGCAGGCGCAAUUCAAUGCUCAUUGUCAACCUCUUGGCUGUCGCUGGUGGCUGCCUUAUGGGGUUCUGCAAAAUAGCCUGGUCGGUUGGAAUGCUGAUCCUGGGCCGGUUGGUUAUUGGCCUCUUCUGCGGCCUCUGCACAGGUUUUGUGCCCAUGUACAUCGGCGAGGUCUCUCCCACUGCCCUCCGGGGGGCCUUUGGCACUCUCAACCAGCUGGGCAUCGUCAUCGGGAUCCUGGUGGCUCAGAUCUUUGGUCUGAAAGUCAUCAUGGGGACUGAAGAGCUUUGGCCCCUGCUUUUGGGCUUCACCAUCAUUCCAGCUGUCCUGCAAAGCGCAGCCCUUCCGUUUUGCCCCGAGAGUCCUAGAUUUUUGCUCAUCAACAGAAAGGAAGAGGGGAGUGCUAGGGACAGUGAGUAUCCUUCACACCUUCGCUGUGGGAAUUUUGGGGUUGUGGUUUGUUUCAGGAUGAGGGCAUUGGAUCUGGUGUUCUAUUAUUCAACAGGAAUCUUCAAAGAUGCAGGUGUUCAGGAGCCAAUCUAUGCCACCAUCGGCGCGGGCGUAGUUAAUACCAUCUUCACUGUUGUCUCUCUGUUUCUGGUGGAAAGGGCAGGGAGGAGGACUCUCCAUAUGACUGGCCUUGGAGGGAUGGCUGUUUGUUCCAUCUUUAUGACCAUCUCAUUGUUACUAAAGGAUGAGUAUAAUUGGAUGAGCUUUUUUUGUAUCGGGGCUACCUUGGUCUUUGUGGCCUUCUUUGAAAUUGGCCCAGGCCCCAUUCCCUGGUUUAUCGUGGCCGAACUCUUCAGCCAAGGACCCCGCCCAGCCGCGAUGGCAGUGGCUGGUUGUUCCAACUGGACCUCCAACUUCCUGGUUGGGCUCCUGUUCCCUUCAGCUGCAUUCUAUUUAGGAGCCUAUGUUUUUAUCAUCUUCACUGGCUUCCUCAUUCUCUUCUUGGUCUUCACCUUCUUCAAAGUCCCUGAGACUCGUGGCAGGACUUUCGAGGAAAUCACACGAGCCUUCGAGGGGCAGGCUCGGGAAGCUAACAGAGCUGAGAAAGGCCCCAUCGUGGAGAUGAACAGCAUCCAGCCCACAAAGGAAACUGCCACCGUCUAAGCCAUGCCUCCUUCCCGCCUCCCUCCCAACAUGGAAAAGCAACCUCUCCCCAGAUGAGGGAGAGACCUCAUCAGCUUGUAACCCAGGACUGUUUCUGAAUGCUGCUACUUG